This is a messenger RNA of Hypomesus transpacificus, 1363 nucleotides long. It is a transcript of the gene timm17a, whose product is annotated as translocase of inner mitochondrial membrane 17 homolog A (yeast). Gene Ontology annotation, molecular function: transmembrane protein transporter activity. The coding region runs from base 77 to 577 and encodes 166 amino acids. Gene Ontology annotation, cellular component: TIM23 mitochondrial import inner membrane translocase complex; mitochondrial inner membrane. The record is from RefSeq and is a predicted model, not a curated record. Gene Ontology annotation, biological process: protein import into mitochondrial matrix. Lineage: Eukaryota; Metazoa; Chordata; Actinopteri; Osmeriformes; Osmeridae. The transcript has 6 exons.
GAUGUCAAUACGUCAUCACGUAAAGUGUUGCUCAAGCAUGUUACGUCAGGGGAAGAAGGAACAGUGAAAGAACAAAAUGGAGGAAUAUGCCAGGGAACCAUGCCCAUGGAGGAUAGUGGAUGACUGUGGGGGUGCUUUCACCAUGGGAGCCAUCGGUGGAGGUAUCUUCCAGGCAGUAAAGGGCUUCAGAAAUUCACCGGCAGGGAUGAACCACAGAUUGAAAGGUAGCAUGACGGCCAUCAAAACCAGAGCCCCACAGUUAGGAGGCAGCUUUGCAGUAUGGGGUGGGCUGUUCUCCAUGAUCGACUGUGGCCUGGUGAAGGUGAGAGGGAAGGAGGACCCCUGGAACUCCAUUACCAGUGGGGCCAUGACUGGAGCUAUCCUGGCAGCCAGGAAUGGCCCAGUGGCCAUGGUGGGCUCUGCAGCGAUGGGAGGCAUACUGCUGGCUUUGAUAGAAGGUGCCGGCAUCUUGCUCACAAGAUUCGCUUCAUCGCAGUUUCCUACUGGGCCCCAGUUUGCUGAGGAACCCGCCCCCAUGCCAGCCCCAUCCUUCGGAGACUACCGGCAGUACCAGUGAGAGGACUCUCUCGUCCACUAGGCCUUUUGAAUUCCUUGCAGACGUUACACUGGGGAAAGGGACAAGAGAACUACACAACAAGCAGCUGCAGUUGCUCCUAACGUCAUGGACUGCACUAGAGGACAGAGUAACUUUGUUUCCCCCACGCCAGAACCAUGUGCUGAGUUGCCUUUUGGCCCUCAACCUGUCAGUUACAUCUAGUUGACCCCUAAUUGGUUAGAAAGAGAUCAGAUCACAAUAUUGUAAUUUGUUGGCUUGUGGAGUUGUGUAUGUAUGUGUGGAGUGUCUAUGAUCAUACAUGCACACUCUGCACGUUGAACUGCAGGAUAGACAAUUAAGUUGAGGCAAAAGUUGAUUCAAGCACCCAACACCCAUCUGAUGUAUCAUUUGUCUUUGUGUAUAUACAGUAAAAGGCUUUUCGCAUGUAUACAAUAUGUAUUGCUUAUUUGCCUUAAUAUUUACGGUAAAACCUGCUUGUGCUGGCCAUUUUGUAAAUUACAGUAAAACUGGCUGGCAUUUUUAUGAUCCAUUUUAUUUAAUGGUUUCAAAGGAGAAAGAAAAUAUUAAAUACUGUCCCUACAAUUAGUUUUAUGUGGUUUAUUUAUUUGUUAUUGUUGGCUGGAUGGACUGGAUGUGUUUGAUGAAGAAGAAAACAGCUAUUCAAAUUAAGUGGAAAGUAGCGAUCUUUCGCUCAAACCUCAACAGUUGUCAUGCAAGGGAUUGAUAUACAUUAUCAUUUGUAUAACAGAUUGAAUUAUAUAAGAAUAAAACAAUGUUCCAUGUUUA